Messenger RNA from Ceutorhynchus assimilis (cabbage seed weevil), 4435 nucleotides. The record is from the annotation of a GenBank genome assembly. NCBI's taxonomy places the organism in Eukaryota, Metazoa, Arthropoda, Insecta, Coleoptera, Curculionidae.
AUGGAUAAUGUUUGUAUUUUAUGUUGCAAAACAUUAACGGCGGAAUCACCUUGUGUUAAAAAGCCAACAAGACAGGGCUAUGCGACAAUUUUUUCUGCAGCAGAAAAAAGAAAAGAUGCUAUUUCUUUACAAAUAUUGUCCCGAAGAGAAGAAAUAAACGCUAAUCCAGAAAGAUUCAAAUAUCAUAUAAGUUGCAGAAAAUCUUUUUGCAGCAAAAAUAAUAUCGACAAAGUAGUGAAUGUGAAUAACCCAAACAUAACCAAAGUAUUUCCAUCAAGCAGCGGUCGUAGUGGUAAGAAGUUUGAUAUAAAAAGUGACUGCUUAAUUUGUGGUAAAAGCGGCACUUAUAGAAAGAAAAACCUAAUAUCUAUUAGUACAGGUACAGGGAGUAGUACCCGAGAAAAGAUUUUAAAAAGUGCUGUACAAAGAGGUGAUGAUGUUAUGCAAGGUAGAAUGAAGUUUUAUACUGAUCUUUUCGCUGCGGAUGCAAAAUAUCACAGUGCUUGUUACGCGCAAUACAUAAGCAAUAGAAAACAAGCUGCUGAUGAAACACAAAAUUCUAUGCAAGACGCUUUUAAUACACUUUUCAAAAAAAUUGCAGAAGAAAUUUUACAGCAAAAGAAAUGUGUAAAACUCUCGACCCUGUACCAUCAAAAAGACAAAACUAAAGUAUAUGUAACUCCGAAAGCCAUAAAUCCUAUCAAUUGUAGAGAUGAAAUUCCGGAUAGUUUGUACAAGUUUUUGACUUGGAUAAUGAACGAAAGAUUUUUUAAUGACCUCUCGGAGGAUAAAUUUGAUGUUAACGUUAUAGCAAUAUGUUCAUCCAUUUUAAACGGUUUCGAUAAAAUUAAUUUUAUCUCUACUCUCAGUUUAGGCCUUUCCAUUUAUAUUUAUCAAACCGUUAGAAGUAAAAAAAUAUUAGACAUUUUAUACAAUUUUGGAUAUGGAAUUUCUUACGAUGAAAUGCGCAAGUUUUUAACUUCCAUAGCAACAGAUCAAAUCGAAAGUACUGAAAGCAACAUCUUUAUACCACAAGGGCUAAUUCAAGUCAAUAAUCAGAAUGACAACUUGAUACAUGCCAGUAUUGACAACUUUGAUUUGAAUGAGGAGACGUUGGAUGGAAAAGCCACAACUCAUUCAAUGGCAAUGGUCAUUUUUCAGAAAAAUUCUGAAAUUUUAAACAAACCGUCAAUUGAGAGACAAACUAAGCGUUCGCUUGGUGAAAACACAAAUUUUAGUUUAGAACAAGAACUUAUUUCCUAUAAAAAACCUACACAACGCCCGGAACCGCAAAAAUUUGGGAAAAAUAUACUGGAGAACUGUUUUUGUUUGAAACAAUCUAAAGGUAUCACCACGGAUAAAUUAUGGAUGAUAUUGAGAUAUAAAAAAAAUACUAGUACAUUUAUCGGAUGGAGUGAAUUCAAUAACAUUAUUUCUAGCAAUAAUUUACCAGUCUCAAAUGUGUUUUAUUAUCCAUUUAUUAAUGCUCCCCCGUCAACUUUCGAUACAAUUUUUACCGCACUUGUACAAUUAGUUAAGAUAGCAGAGAAUAUAGGGCAAGAUCAUAUUGUAGUUACCGCUGAUUUAGCAAUAUACUGCAAGGCACGGGAAAUCUUAUGGAAUAAUCCACCUGCUCUAUCUGACAAAGUAACCAUGCAGUUAGGUGGAAUGCACCUGAUGAUGGCUUUUAUUGCCAGUAUCGGAAGUAUCUUCACGGAUGGCGGACUAAUAAAUAUCCUGGUUGAAUCUGGAGUAUACGCAGAAGCUUCUUGUAGGCAGAUGUUGCAAGGCAAGCAUUUAUAUCGUUCCAUUCGCGGGAUUUUACUAGUCUCAGAUACUUUACACAGACUGCUCUUCAAAUCAAUGGAAUUGUGGCUAGAAGAGAAUCACGGAUUAUCCUUAUUUACUGAAGAUAUGCAAGACGCCCUUAACAAUUUCGAAAAUAUGUUUAAUGAAAAACAUUCUAUCGAUGAAUAUGAGAAGACCCUAGGAAAUAUCUUUAGUAAAUCGGAGGAAUUUAACAAAUAUCUUAUCCAGUUCAUAGAGUUUGGUUGCCAAAAUUCACCAACAUUUAAAUAUUGGUUUUUGUUUAUUGAAGCAGCUGACAUACUACUUAAGCUCCUGAGAUCUGAACGUAAUGCUGAUUUUGAAUUACAUUUGGAAGCGGUCCAAGAAACUCUUCCUUUUCUCAGAGCAGGUGGGCGUAGUAACUAUGCUCGUUACACUCCUAUUUAUUUGCUAGAUAUGGAAAAUCUUAAACUGAAAAAGCCCAAAAUGUACCAAUACCUCAAAAACGGAAAUUUUGUUGUUAGAAGAACUGACACAAAAAAAUUUAAUUGUGUUGCAUCAGACAUGGCUUUGGAGCAGACAAUUAAUCGAGAUUGUAAAAGUUCUGGUGGCGUGGUGGGCUUCACAAGAAGCGAACCAACCUUGGUGAGAUGGCUCAUAACGCGGCAUCUAAUGGGAGAGUACUCUAGUAAAGUACAUGACCUAAUAUCCAAUUUUAAUAAAAACAGUAAGAUGUACAGUAUGUGUGAAAAUCUUAGAGAUGAAGAAGAUAUUAAUAAAAUGUUAGAUUUAGUAGAAUCUACAUGGGUAAAUCCCUUUAAUACAAAUAACUUUUCAAAGGAUUUAAUACAUAUUGCUACCGGUAAAGUAGCUUCAGAUAUUGUAAAGCAGUCUAUUUCUAAUAUUAAAGAACAUGCUUCGCUUAAUGUUAAAAAGUUUGUAGAAGAGAGGCUUUCUUGUGAUGGUAAUGUAAGCUUUUGGAAAGCUGUGCCUCGAGAUCAAACGAAAUUCUUUGCUUUUGACAAAAUUUCCUUUAAACAGAAUGUAGAUCGAAAAGAAACUAACCCUGAAUUUAUGUUCCGAAGGAUUAUUAGCGCUGUUCAAUUUAAAGAACUUGACCUCGCUGAUAUUCUCAGCUAUGAAUUAACGCCUGUCCCUGUUUCCAUAUUCAAUGAAGAUGGUACGAUGAGGAAAACAGCUAAGUCAGACUUAGCCAAUAAAUUAGAAUCAUUAGUCACAAUAUCCCCUGAAAAACCACAAAACAUCGGCAGUUACUUCAUAGAUGGAAUGUUACUUUUCCUGGAAUUAAAUGAAAAGACUUUCAAAACAUUUGAAGAUCUUGGGGAUGUCAUUUUAAAAAAGUUAAUGAGGAUAUUUAACGAGAAUCCUGUUUGUUGUAUGGUAUCGAUAGUUUUUGACAGAUAUGAUAUGGACGACUCGAUUAAAAGCGCUGAGCGCCAAAGAAGGGGUCAGCAUAAGAUAGGAACUUAUUCUAUAGUUAGUUCUAGAAAAGUCCCGAACUAUAAAGACUUUUUGAAAUCUACAUCAAACAAAAUGUCAUUAAUCAAGUUUGUGACACAAUAUUUAAUUAAGUCGUCACCAAAGCUACCACCGGAAAAAGUUCUUUGGAUAGCCGGAGGCCUUCAAGAUGGAAGUAUGAGUAUUAAGGUCAAAAAUUCGGGAGUUACUGUCGAUGAAUUGUUACAGUCUAAUCAUGAAGAAGCUGAUACCCGGCUUAUUUUUCACCUAGUGCAUAGUUCCACUGGGAGCCCCAUUGUUGUUAAGUCAGACGACACUGAUGUAUUGGUUUUAUUGAUCUAUUUCUAUUGGAAUGACAAAAAGUUAAAUGCAUCGGAAAUCUAUAUGGAAAAAGGUCACAACACUACAUCCACUAAUAAAAAACGAUUUGUUCCUAUUCACUUAAUUGCGCAGAACUUACAAAAGCCAAUUUCGGAUGGAUUACCAGCUUUCCACGCCAUAACCGGAUGUGAUACCACUAAUUCCUUCUUUAAAAUUGGAAAAAAAUCUGCCUGGCAAAUAUAUUUUCGGAACCACCAGCAAUUUGAUCUGCACUCUUUUGGAAAAACCUCUAUUGAACAAGGUCUGGACUCUGCUAGAAAGUUUACUCUAUCCUUAUAUAGAAACGAUAAAUGUAAAGAUUUAAACGAAGUCCGACAGAAAAUGACGAAGGAAACGAAGAAGUCUGCGAAAGAAAUUCCCCCCACUGAAGACGCCUUUUAUCUGCAUGUACUCAGAUGUUAUUAUCAAGUUCGUCUCUGGACAAUGAGUCAUAUUGGCUUAGUUGAUAGAUUAGACCCGAAAAAUUAUGGAUGGACAAUUGAUACAAAUAACUGCCUUUCGCCAAAAUUCACCAAUAAGACGCCCAUUCCAGAUGAAAUACGAAAAGUUAUUAGCCUAUUUUGUACAGAAAAGAAUUGCAACAAUAGCAAAUGUGCCUGUAAAUCUGAAGGAGUUUUUUGUUCGAGUGAUUGCAAGUGCAAUAUGAAGUGCACUAACAUUGAGGUCGUAGAGUUGUUAGACGACGCUGAAGACGACUUAUUAGAGUUUUGUUAAAUAUUUAGAAAUACUCAAACCUUUUAUGUUCAUUUAUAUUUACCAAGUAUUGUACUUUUGUUUAUCAUUUUUC